CUUUGCCCGGGCCGGCGUGUUGGCAGAUAGGAAGCCAUGUCUUUCACCGGCACGCAGGACAAGUGCAAAACCUGCGACAAGACCGUGCACUUCAUCGACCUCCUCACCGCCGACGGGAUCUCCUACCACAAGACAUGCUUCAAGUGCAGCCACUGCAAGGGGACGCUCUCGAUUAGCAGCUACUCUUCCAUGGAUGGUGUCCUGUACUGCAAGACCCACUUUGAGCAGCUCUUCAAGGAGACAGGGACAUUCUCCAAGAAAUUCCAAGGUAAUGCGGUAACAGACAUCAGAAAAUUUUCAACGUCAUCGCCGAGCAAGCUAUCGUCUGCAUUCUCUGGAACUCAAGAUAAAUGCGCAGCCUGCCAAAAAACUGUGUAUCCAUUGGAGAAGAUGACGUUGGAAGGCGAGUCGUACCACAAGAGCUGCUUCAAGUGCUCGCACGGCGGCUGCAUCCUGACCACCUCCUCCUACGCCGCGCUCAACGGCAUCCUCUACUGCAAGAUCCAUUUCUCUCAGCUGUUCAAGGAGAAGGGCAGCUACAACCACCUCAUCCAGACGGCGCAGAAGAAGAACGAGUCCGCGGAGGCUGCGCUGGAGCCGGCGGCAGAUGCAGGGGCGGCGGAGUAGGAAGCGCCUCCCCCACAAGCGGCAUAGAACAACCGUUACCAGUGAAGCAAAGAAAAAUAGAACCAUAUAUCUAUAUACACGAUCCCUGCAAUUUUCAGCUAGUAGUUUGCAAAUAUAUGUUAUUCUUCCUCGCCUUCUCUUGUUCUGCCUCUGACAGCUUGGUUUUUGUCAGUCUGUGGUUGUAACACAUGAACGUUUCUUUUCCCUGUAUGAGAGGCUCUGGAUUCAUGACUAUGAAAUGAGAGUACUGGUGUUAACAU
Molecule: messenger RNA, 887 nt
Organism: Panicum virgatum (switchgrass)
Lineage: Eukaryota; Viridiplantae; Streptophyta; Magnoliopsida; Poales; Poaceae
Product: LIM domain-containing protein PLIM2b-like
Exons: 4
Coding region: 37-627 (196 amino acids)
Biological process (GO): actin filament bundle assembly
Cellular component (GO): plasma membrane; actin cytoskeleton
Molecular function (GO): actin filament binding
Source: RefSeq, a predicted model, not a curated record